Messenger RNA from Parus major (Great Tit), 1483 nucleotides. Its product is annotated as folate receptor gamma-like. Bases 561 to 1355 code for a protein of 264 amino acids. The record is from RefSeq and is a predicted model, not a curated record. Gene Ontology annotation, cellular component: external side of plasma membrane. Gene Ontology annotation, molecular function: signaling receptor activity. The transcript has 5 exons. Lineage: Eukaryota; Metazoa; Chordata; Aves; Passeriformes; Paridae.
CCCUCUCUCUCCUCCCACAUGUCCCACACGGGAGAGUUUCUGUCCCUCCCGAGCCACAGGUGACUGCUCUCCCGCAGGGCAUCUGGUCCCCCCGCCAUGGGGCACCUGUGAUCCCCUGGAAUACCUGCAAUUCCAUGAGGGGUAUUUGCCUCUACCCUGUGGCCAUCGGUGACCCCACAGGGGUUUCUGUCCCCACCAGCAACAUCUCUUACCCACUGCGGUGCUCCCCCCCUGUCACUCACAGGGACCCGGUGGUGUUGGGGGGCCAGGUCCUGCCCCUUGUGCUGGUGUCAGGGAAUCAGGCCACCUCCCACAGGAGGGAAGGAAAAACAGCCAUAGGUGGAUUUUGGCUGGUGCUGGCCCCAGCCUGGCGCCAGGAGGAUGAAUCCCAGCUGCAUGUGGGGCUGGUGGUGGGCCAGGAUAUGUAGGAGUGUCAAUCCAGGACACAGCAGGGUGCCAGGGCAGGGUGCACUGCCUCCUCCGUGCCCUCAGUGCUGUCCAAUCUGCCGCAUUCCCACAUCCCGUGAUCCGUGGCCAAGGGUUGCACCACGAUCUUUGAGAUGAGCUGUGCUCGUCCCACGGCACCUGGAGCCCAGCUGCCCCCCAGAGCGAUGGCAGCAGUGUUGGCUCUGCUGGUGCUGGUGGCCUGGCCAGUUCCUACCGUAGCAGUGACGCAGGACUCUCUGCUCAACAUCUGCAUGGACGCCAAGCACCAUAAAACAGAGCCUGGCCCUGAGGGGCAGCUCUAUGGGCAGUGUGUCCUCUGGAAGGACAAUGCCUGCUGCACUGCCAACACCAGUAUGGAAGCCCACCAGGACCAGUCCUACCUGUACAACUUCAACUGGGACCACUGUGGGGCCAUGCCAGAGAAGUGCAAGCGCCACUUCAUCCAGGACACAUGUCUCUAUGAGUGCUCCCCUAACCUGGGGCCAUGGAUCGACCAGGCAGACAACAGCUGGCGGAAGGAGCGGAUCCGGGAUGUGCCACUGUGCCGGGAGGACUGUGAGCAGUGGUGGGAGGAUUGCCAGGAUGCUGUCACCUGCAAGGUCAACUGGCACAAGGGCUGGAACUGGACUACAGGCACCAACCACUGUCCCAGGGGUGCCAUGUGCCAGAAGUUCAAGUUUGUGUUCCCCACGGCGGCUGCACUCUGCGAGCAGAUCUGGUCUGGCUCCUACCGCUACACGUCCCACCACCGUGGCAGCGGUCGCUGCAUCCAGAUGUGGUUUGAUCCCACACAGGGGAACCCCAAUGUCGCCGUCGCCCAAUAUUAUGCCCGUGGUGAUGCUCCCCCAAAGUCCCCGCUCUCCAUCCUGCUGUCCCUGCUGCCCCUCAUGCUCCUGACCCCGCUCUGAGCAGGAGAGGCUGCAGGCAGGAGCAGGCAGUAGAUGGUCACCAGGCUGCCUUGUGCCUGCCCAUGGGAUAUCCUCAAGCUGUGUCCCCUCCAGGCAUGUGGCUCGUGAAUAAACACUCCUGCCCUCUG